AAUGAUGUUUAUAUAUUUUUGAAAUUCAAUUGAUUAUACAUGAUGUGUUAAUAUUAUUGACAGAUGGCACCACAAACCACAAGUAUAAAGCAAAGAACAGCUGGCAUAACCAUGAAUAUUAUUUCGUUGAUAAACACAGUUUGUAAACAGCAAGAAACCGUGUGACUUUUCAGAUAAAUUUUGCAGUUUUCUGGAGUUUAAGAGAAUAUAGAACGUCGAGUGGUUCUACAGGUAUUGUUGCACAGACUUUACUUUACAGAUGAAGUUCGUGUUGUUGCUCUCUGUGGUCGGGCUGGCCACCUGCCAGUUCAAUUUUGGACGUCGACAGUUCUUCAGGGGACAACGUCCAAGACAAGGAGGUUUCAACAGGUUCCCUCAGCAACAAGGCGGCGCCCAGGCUGACGACGUCCGUGGUGGCAGUGCUUACUACUACUCUUGGAGACACGACGGUGGCAGAAAGUACACUGGUAAUGCCGCUGCCAGCUUGUGUGCCAGUCUUGGCGGUGGAUGGCAAGCCGUGGGAAUCAGCUCCAAUGAGGAACUCAAUUACAUCAACAGCGUUGUUGGCCAAGCAAGACUAGAGUACAUCUGGACUGGUGGUGUGAAGUCUGGCAACGGCUGGAGGUGGCUGAAUGGCGAACCUUUCCGUGUUACUGGUUGGUCACACACUGGAGGAGCUCAGCGACCUCAGCCUGACAACCGUGAGGGUGGUCGGGAGAACUGCCUGGCCGUCCUCAAUAACUUCUAUGGUGAUGGCAUCAAGUGGCAUGACGUGGCCUGUCACCAUGAGAAAGCUGUCAUCUGUGAACGUCGGGCUUAAUGCCUCUUCCUCCAACAUUUUUUUUUUACUCUUUCCCUUAUUUUCUUUCACUUUCUCCUGCUCUCUCCCUCUCUCAUUCCUCUCCCAGGUUCCUUCCGCCAUCUGUGACUGGGGAACACCAGAACUCUCUCAUCUUUUCCAUAUCGCUUGCGCUCGUUCUUCCCUCUACCUGCACAUUACAGGAUGCUUUCAAGAUUAUUUGUGUUUUCUGUUUCUUUAAUUUGAUUUUUUUAAGAAGAUCAGUGAUUCUUCAUCUCGGUUUGCAGACUGGGCAUCGUUGCUUCUGCAACUUGUAUCUUUUUGUAUAUGUUAAUAAUAAAAGUCUGAAAAGAGUCUCUCUCUCUCUCUCUCUCUCUCUCUCUCUCUCUCUCUCUCUCUCUCUCUCUCUCUCUCUCUCUCUCUCUCUCUCUCUCUCUCUCUCUCUCUCUCUCUCUCUCUCUCUCUAUCUAUCUUUCUCUCGGUUUAAUAAACAUCUUUAUUUCCUGGGUAGAGAGUACCAAGAAAGGCAUGUCCUUCCCCUCCGUUGUUCAGUGUUAAGGUCAACAUUUGCUUUUGUUCCCCCUAAAGAUAACAGUGAUAAUUAAGUACUCGUUUUCUAGCACCUUAAAAAAGUUAUAUUUCCUUGGAGCUUUGUUCAUCAUUCCUCUAGAACAAUGACAAUCUUACUUGCCAGAACCAUAAUCUUAUAUCACAAGUUCUGUAAAGUUCUGAUGACUGUGUGGAGGUAAGGCAAAAAGAUAGAAGUGAAAACAUCAGUUACCAACAGAACUUGUGAUACGUGAUUAAUUUUUUCCAGUCGACUCUGAGUUAUUUAAGAUAUUUAUUUAUCGAAAAUAUUGCUUUUGUAAAUUAACUUGUUACCAUUCGCAAGAUAAA
Molecule: messenger RNA, 1696 nt
Organism: Cherax quadricarinatus
Lineage: Eukaryota; Metazoa; Arthropoda; Malacostraca; Decapoda; Parastacidae
Product: asialoglycoprotein receptor 2-like
Source: RefSeq, a predicted model, not a curated record